UUAGAGUUUUGGCUCCCGGGAAAGGUUCCAUUCCUCGGGGAUGGAGGGCUGAGUUUUGUCGGCUUCCCAUCCAUCCUGCAAGACGCGAGCCGGGCCCCCUCGCCAAGCCCUCUCCUCUGCGCCCAGGAACCCACCUCCAUGGUAAUCAUUUCUCCCUUUUCCCCCCGUUUAUUUGUCUUUUGGAGCAGAGCAGCCUUUGGCAGAAGUGGUCGAUUCAGCAGCCUCCUGAAGCUUGUGGUUCGCGAGGGGCUUGCCUUCUUUUUUUAUUUUUGGCUUCUUGUUUUGUGUGUUGUUGUUUUUUGUGUGUGCGUGCGUGUGUUUGGACACUGUUUGGACACUGGGAUGACACCACGUUGAGAAGGAGCCGCGGCAGCCCGGUUAUUUAUUGGUGAAAGGCAAGAAGGAGAAGAAGAAAAGAAAAAGAAAAGAAAAAAAGAAAGGAGGUGGAAAAGCAACGUUUGCGACUUUUGAAAAAAACACCACCAGAAACAACAACAACAACCAAAAACUUAAUUUUUUCACCCCUCCCUUCAACCCCUGCGGGUUUUGCUUUUGUGUGUGUUGUGUUUUUGUUGUUGUGUUUUUUUAAAAGGGGGAAAAUACACCCCCCAAAUCCUCCAAACUGGAACGGCAUCCAAGUAAAGCUGCUCCGUCUCCGUGCCAAAAUAGAGGGACAGAUUGAAGGCGGACGGAGGACUUGAACUGGGCUUUUCUCCUCCUGAUCGCGGGGAGUAAAAGCCACCUCGCCAAGGAGAGCGGGAAGGAAGGCAAGAAAAAAGAAAAGAAAAAGAAAAGACAGACAGACAGAGAGAGAGAGAAAGAGAGGGGGAGGAGAGAGAGAGAGAGCAAGAGAAGAGAAGAGGAGCCCCUCCGCCGCCAUCAACUACUACCCCCCACCCCCUCGAGCUGACAUUUCUCAUCAUUUCCGAGCCCCAUUUGGAGAGGAGCUGGUGUCGCCCCCCAAAAUUGUUUUAAUGUUUGGGAUCCAGGAAAAUAUACCACGAGGUGGGACGACCAUGAAAGAAGAACCGCUGGGUAGUGGGAUGAACCCAGUCCGGUCAUGGAUGCAUACCGCGGGGGUCGUGGAUGCUAACACAGCCGCCCAAAGCGGAGUGGGUUUGGCUCGGGCGCAUUUCGAGAAGCAGCCGCCUUCCAAUCUCCGAAAAUCCAAUUUUUUCCACUUCGUCUUAGCUCUGUACGACAGACAGGGGCAGCCGGUGGAGAUUGAAAGGACAGCCUUCGUGGACUUUGUGGAAAAAGAUAAAGAGCCCAACAAUGAAAAAACCAACAAUGGGAUUCACUAUAAACUCCAGUUAUUGUACAGCAAUGGAGUUAGAACGGAACAGGAUUUGUACGUUCGGUUGAUAGAUUCAAUGACCAAACAGGCGAUCGUCUACGAAGGGCAAGACAAAAACCCCGAAAUGUGCCGAGUGCUCCUCACUCACGAUUACUUUUGCAGCCGGUGUUGUGACAAGAAAAGUUGUGGUAACAGAAAUGAAACACCUUCAGACCCUGUUAUCAUUGACAGAUUUUUUCUAAAGUUUUUCCUCAAGUGCAAUCAAAACUGUUUGAAGAAUGCAGGCAACCCACGAGAUAUGCGAAGAUUCCAGGUUGUUGUAUCAACAACAGUCAAUGUGGACGGCCACGUUCUGGCUGUCUCAGACAACAUGUUUGUACACAACAACUCUAAACAUGGAAGGCGGGCUCGCCGCCUUGACCCCUCAGAAGCCACACCUUGUAUAAAGGCCAUCAGUCCUAGUGAAGGUUGGACAACUGGUGGAGCCACAGUCAUCAUAAUCGGCGACAACUUCUUUGAUGGCUUGCAAGUUGUUUUUGGAACGAUGUUGGUGUGGAGUGAGCUGAUAACACCUCAUGCCAUCAGAGUUCAAACCCCACCACGGCACAUUCCUGGCGUUGUUGAAGUAACUUUGUCCUACAAAUCCAAACAGUUCUGUAAAGGUGCUCCUGGACGGUUUGUCUAUACUGCUCUUAAUGAACCAACAAUAGAUUAUGGAUUCCAGAGGUUGCAGAAAGUCAUUCCACGGCAUCCAGGUGAUCCAGAACGGUUACCGAAGGAAGUAUUACUUAAAAGAGCAGCUGAUCUCGUUGAAGCUCUGUAUGGCAUGCCCCACAACAACCAGGAAAUAAUCCUGAAAAGAGCAGCCGAUAUUGCAGAAGCGUUAUACAGUGUGCCACGUAAUCACAAUCAGAUCCCAACACUUGCCAACACACCAGCUCAUACUGGGAUGAUGGGAGUAAACUCAUUUAGCAGCCAGCUAGCAGUUAAUGUUUCAGAAACAUCACAAGCUAAUGAUCAAGUAGGUUACAGUCGCAACACAAGCAGUGUUUCCCCGCGAGGAUAUGUUCCGAGCAGUACUCCUCAGCAGUCCAAUUACAACACAGUCAGCAAUAGCAUGAAUGGAUAUGGCAAUGCUGGAAUGCCUAAUCUUGGUGUACCUGGUUCCCCUGGAUUUCUUAAUGGUUCCUCAGCUAAUUCCCCUUAUGGCAUAGUGCCGUCAAGCCCUACCAUGGCAGCCUCUUCGGUCACCCUCCCUUCAAACUGUAGCAGUACACACGGCAUUUUCUCAUUCUCACCUGCCAAUGUCAUCUCUGCAGUGAAACAAAAGAGCGCCUUUGCUCCUGUUGUCAGGCCCCAAGCUUCUCCUCCACCAUCUUGCACCAGUGCAAAUGGAAAUGGACUUCAAGCUAUGUCUGGGCUUGUAGUCCCACCAAUGUAAAUUCAUAUUUGUUUACCUACUGUAGCACCAAGCUUCAGAAGAUGAGAUUUUUAGGGGACAAGUUUAGUAUAUAAGACAUGCUGAUGGUACCAGUAUCUUCAAAAUACAAUCAGCAAAACAUUGAAAUACUAAAAAAAAAAAAAAAACUUUGUUUAAAGAUUUUAUUUAAACUACUAAGAAUCUACAUGCAAACAAUCGACUUCUUCAUGAACAAUUCCAUUUUAUUGACUGAACUACUCCCAUAUUUUCACAUUUCUUGGUCCUGAAGAAUAAGGAAAAAGCGACGCCUAUUUUGUAUAAAGUUUCUGAUUACGUCUUGGCUAUGUCUAGUACUUGCUAUGUGUCGGGAAAAACUUUGUGGAUGCACCAUUUUGAUUAUCAUGAAACACUGAUGAAAAAUGCCUCCAAAACAUUUUUCUGUACUCAUAACUAGAUUCACAAUGGUUGUGUAUCUCUAUAAUGUGAAAUAUUUUUUUGUGGUGAAAAAAGGGGGCCAAGGAGGUUAUGAGCCAUCAAAACUGGAAAAAAAAGGAUGAAUAUAUGAUUUGGGAUAAUUUGGG
Molecule: messenger RNA, 3298 nt
Organism: Sceloporus undulatus (fence lizard)
Lineage: Eukaryota; Metazoa; Chordata; Lepidosauria; Squamata; Phrynosomatidae
Gene: EBF3
Product: EBF transcription factor 3
Exons: 16
Coding region: 975-2738 (587 amino acids)
Biological process (GO): regulation of transcription by RNA polymerase II
Molecular function (GO): DNA-binding transcription factor activity, RNA polymerase II-specific; RNA polymerase II cis-regulatory region sequence-specific DNA binding
Source: RefSeq, a predicted model, not a curated record